GCAACCUUCUGACAAUGUCUCGCUUCAGUACAAGCGGACAACACAGCCCUCUCAUAGGAUGAGGUACGAGUGCAAGAGAGAAGCUAAAUAAAGCACUGGGUGCUUGAGUUGUUUUAUGUCAGUUCCAUGUAGCCUACUCUUCCAGACCUAUACAGUGGUUGGCGUUUGGAUGAAUCAAAAGGCAUAUUUGAGAAAAGUAUAGAAGGAUUGUUUGAGCAGCUCUCAGCUCUGAGCACAGAGCAGGCAUGUCCCGAAGGAAACAAAGCAAUCCAAGGCAAUUUAAACGUGAAGAAGAUGGUGGUCAAUCAAAAUCACAGGAUGAUGAUGGACACAGUGGGAAGUCAGAAGUCAGGCUACAGAAAGAUGAAGAGUGGGACGGCCCAAGAGAGCUGGAGAUUCUCUAUGACGGUACAGAGCGGCGGACACGUUUUCGCCAGGCACUCCCUGUGGACACCACAUGGGGUCCUUUCGAGGGGAAGAUCGAAAUGACCACAGCAGGAAGUGACAUGAGCGCUCUGUCUCCAAAGCAGCCUGUUCCUGUGGUUCUGACUGGCGGUCCCAGGUGGCUUCAGGAUGUCACCUGGCUGGCAGCAGAAGAUGGCAAGAGCAAUUGUGUUGUGUACAGCAUAGGUGGACAACUUUGGUGCACUACAACCAAACCCAUCAUGGAAGGAGAGGAGUUAGCUGCGUUUGCUGUGGACUUCUACUCCCGUCUCCAGGCAGUCAACCAGGCAGCUCUCUCUGAGAGGAUAAACCCAUCCAGAUUACUGGACUCCAUCCGACUAUUGCCCCAACAGGCCAACAUGGCCUCCAUACUUCCCAACGCUAUGGUUAACAGUGCUAAAGUGGAGGCGGCGGUGUCCACUGGAGACGGCACAAUGAAAUGCACAGAGUUUGACCACACAGCGGACUCUCUCCCCAGCCUCCAGAAGCACAUUCUCUCCCACUUGUCUCAGACAGGCUACCGGUGCUCCCACUGCCACUUCAGCUUCACCUCCCCUAGGGAACUGGACAAGCACCACGAGAUCCACAGACACAGUUUCUCUUACAGUGUCAAAUUGGAGCCCUCUAGCCCUCGCCAGGCAUCCUCGUCCAUCCAGAACAACAUGGUCCCCGCUGCUUUCCCCAUGGGGCUGUUCUUAUCCCAUUUCCCCUACUCACAGGACUUACGAGCUGCCCCCCAGGCCUCGGAGAUCCUGGCUAAGAUGUCUGAGUUGGUCCACCAUAGACUGAGGCAUGUAGGUACUAACCACUACCCCGCUCAUGUCAUGUACAGCACCCUUGUCCCCAAAGGGGCCAUGUGUUUCGAAUGCAACAUCACUUUCGGGAACUUGGACAACUACUUAAUUCAUAAAAAGCACUACUGUAAUAGUGGUUGGCAACAUGUGGCUAAGCCACAUGAUUACACCAGUGUCCUGGACAAAGUGACUGACACAGGGAGCCCUAAAAGUGGGGGAUUGGGUGGGUUGGGCAGCCUGAACAUGAGUCAGGGUCAUCUAUCUGACCCCAACAGUCAUCUCACUUCCCCGUGCCUGAACCUGUCAGGACUAGACCUGUUCACCAUUGGGGAGGGGAAGGCACAGGUACAGGCUGAGCUCCCAGGUACUGUGAAGAACCCUUCCAUCCCCACCAGAACAGAUGACAACCCCUCCAUACAGGCAGACGUGACAAGUCCCAAAGCAUCUCAAACGCCUAAGACAGAAAUCUUAGACCCUAACAAGACAACGUGCGAGCCCUGUAAGAUCACCUUCAGUCGUACAGAGACCUAUAUGGUUCACAAGCAGUAUUACUGCGCCACGCGACAUGACCCACUCAUGAAACGAGCGCAAAGCAACAAACUGCCUGCCACCCAGAGAACGGUGCGUUCACGGAAACGGAAGAAGAACUUCAAAAUGAACAUUCCCAACCACGAACAACAGAGGUCUUCCAUGAAUCACCAUCCACAUUACUUUGGGAUAGCAUCCACUGGAGGACCAGGCAUGUGCCAAGACCCAAGGGAGCUAUUCGGUAAACAGCUUCACCCCAUAUACAACAUGUUCCUUGGCAUGGUUCCUAAGCAUCCAGAGGCUAAUCUCCCUUUCACUAAAUCAGCUCUGAUAUCUAAGUGCAACGCCAUAGCACAAGAUGAACUGGAUAACGCUAUUGAUCUCAGUAAAACGUGUUCAUCAUCAAGCCCUGGUAAAUUCUAUACCACCCAUAAAAGACUCAUGGACUAUCACGAGUGCACAGUGUGCAAGAUCAGCUUCAACAAAGUGGAAGACUACCUUGCACACAAACGGAGCUCUUGCCCAGUCACUGCUCCAGAUCGCAAAACAUCUGCGGUCGUAAAAAGAGGAGGGUUUAACAACCCAGUAGAUGACAAUGAUACAAACUUGGGUAAAAGUGUUACCAAUGGAGCCCGCGAGGUGUUCUUGCAAAUAGGUAGCACCAAUGGGGAUCAGCUUGCUGUCAUCAAAGAGGAAAGCACGGAUGAGUUUCUGUCCCAAGAAUUUAGCCCUCUUUUAUUUUAAAAAAUGAGACUUGACGAACAUAUUUCAAUCUUUUAUAGAAUCAAGCCUGCCGACUACACCACAGGUACAGUGGUGAUGCAGAGAGAGCUCAGCGAGCUGAGACAACGCCCCAAUGAAGGGAGUGAGGUGGAAAAAGAUCAGCCUAUGCCUGAUGGCUACCAGGAAACACAAGGUGUUUUGCCUCAAAAUGGCCCCCAGGAGCCUGAGGACAUGGUCAUAGACACAGAGAACACACUCCAAGACAACAAGCUUGUGAACUCCCAUCUCCCAGACAGCCACGUAUCAUCCUUGUCAGAUUCAGAGAGUCCUGUCAGUGUCAACUCCAAGAAGAGCACUUCCUCAUCCUUAUCCUCCCCAGCACAAUCUAAGACAGAGGAUGUACCACCUUCCUGUGUGAAAAGAGGCCUUAACGGCUCCAUCCAGGCAACAAAGUGUAGUGUCAAAUACUGCCUCCCCUGCGACAUCCAGUUCAACAACCUGUCCAACUUCAUAACACACAAGAAGUUCUACUGCUCGUCACACACCGCCGAGCACGUCAAAUGACUGUGGUUCAGUGGCCAGUCUCUCUCCUCUUAAACCUGCCACACACAGGUUAAAUACAGCACUGCUGGUGAACAAUCAAGAGUACCAUCUCCCUUCAGUUUGAUAGCAAAAUGCAAUGUUUGUUGGACAAAAAAGUUGUCAUAUUUUCUGCCAUCUUUGUGAUGUAUUUAUUGUAUUAAGAUUUUAAUAUAUAUUUAAUUGAAAAACAAUGUUAAUUCUAAAACCUUGUGUCAUACGCACAGAGAAUUGUUGACUUUUGAAUGCAUUUGUAUUGAUUAUGAAGAGAUGUUCAACAAAAACUCUUUGGUUGAAAAGACUCACAAGCACUAGUCUAUCCAUACAGAUUAUUAUUGAGUUUUAGGUCGUUUACCAUCAUGAAGUGAUACAAAUAAUACUGUUUUUGGAAUGAGCACAUGUUUGUUGAUGUUAAAUUUCACUGUAGAACUUUGUCAUGUACUUAAUGUGUAAAUUGUAUAUUCAUUUAAAUGUUUGGUUUACAAAACUUUUUUUUUUAAAGUGUACCUCUGUUGAUUUUUUUCUCCUUUUUUUAUCUCUAUUGCAGUAUUAUGAGAGUGAAUUAAUAUAUUUAUUUUGUCUGAUUUGAUGAAUUGUUGAUAAAAUGUUUGAGUGUUUUCAAUGAAGGUUGUGAUCAUUCCAAUGUAAAAAAAAUACAUUGUUAAUGUGUUGCUAUGCAUGCCUGUGUUCAGAAUGAAAUUCCUCAAAAUGUUUGAUAUUUUUACAUUGUGUUGUGGAAAUUAAAAUUAAAAUCUCAGGCCCAGCUUUCUUUAUGAUACCUAUCUACAGAUGUCUAUCUUCGUUCACAUUGAAACAAAGAAGCAACAAGAGGCAAGAUAUUAGAAACAAAUAACUUUGCCUAGUGGAGAUGGAGGAAACUGAAACUAAAACAUUAUGCUUAAAGAACUAUGCUUCCUCUUACAAAAUAUUGUUUGGUGAAUCAUGGCUGACUCCGUCAUUUGUAAAAAGUUUCAGUAAAUUAUUUUGGUAGCAUUUCUAUGAUUUAAAAAAAUAUAUAUACACUACUGUUCAAAAGUUUGGGGUCACUUAGAAAUUUGAAAAAAAAGCUAAUAUUUUGUCCAUUAAAAUAACAUCAAAUUGAUCAGAAAUACAGUGUAGACAUUGUUGUUGUAAAUGAGUUUUGUAGCUGGAAACGUCAGAUUUAACAUGGAAUAUCUACAUAGGCGUACAGAGGCCCAUUAUCAGCAACCAUCACUCCUGUGUUCCAAUGACACAUUGUGUUAGCUAAGUUUAUCAAUUUAAAAGGCUGAUUGAUCAUUAGAAAACCCUUUUGCAAUUAUGUUAGCACAGCUAAAAACUGUUGUCCUGAUUAAAGAAGCAAUAAAACUAGCCUUCUUUAGACUAGGUGAGUGUCUGGAGCAUCAGCAUUUAUGGGUUCGAUUACAGGCUCAAAAUGGCCAGAAACAAAGAACUUUCCUCUGAAACUCGUCAGUCUAUUUUUGUUCUGAGAAAUGAAGGCUAUUCCAUGCGAGAAAUUGCCAAGAAACUGAAAAUCUCGUACAACGCUGUGUAAUACUCACUUCACAGAUUAGCGCAAACUGGCCCUAACCAAAAUAGAAAGAGUAGCAAGAGGACAAGUACAUUAGAGUGACUAGUUUGAGAAACAGACGCCUCACAAGUCCUCAACAGACAGCUUCAUUAAAUAGUACUCGCAAAACACCAGUCUCAACGUCAACAGUGAAGACGCGACUCCGGGAUGCUGGCCUUCUAGUCAGAGUUGCAAAGAAAAUGCCAUAUCUCAGAAUGGCCAAUAAAAAGAAAAGAUUAAGAUGGGAAAAAGAACAGACACUGGACAGAGACACAUUUAAAAGGCUCUGAAGGCUCAUUGUGCAGCGAUAUGCCAUCCCAUCUGGUUUGUGCUUUGUGGGACUAUUAUUUGUUUUUCAACAGGACAAUGACCCAAUGGAGAGCUGAAUUAGAUGACCUGGCCUCCACAAUCAUCAACCCAAUUGAGAUGGUUUGGGAUGAGUUGGACCGCAGAGUGAAGGAAAAGCAGCCAACAAGGGCUCAGCAUAUGUGGAAACUCCUAUUGGAAAAACUCCUGUUGGAAAAGCAUUCCAGGUGUAGCUGGUUGAGAGAAUGCCAAGAUUGUGGAGCAGGUUGAGAGCUUCAAGAUCCUUGGUGUCCACAUCACCAACAAACUAGAUUAGCAACUGAUCGGAUUACUCUACCAGUUCGUGGUGAGUAAUCGCUGUUCUGAUGUCCAGAAGUUAUUUUCGGUCAUAAGAGCUGGUAGCAGCAACAUUAUGUACAAAAUAAGUUUCAAAGUAAUUUACAAACAAAGGGAAAAAAUGAACAAAAUAACACAGUUGGUUAGGAGCACGUAAAACGUCAGCCAUCCUCACCGGCGCCAUUCAGGUGUUAAACAGUUGUUCCAUCCCCACGCCCAACUCAAGAGAAGGCUUCAAAAUUGCUAAAUUGAGCAAGAAAGGGGAGAUUUGCUUAACCAAUGUCAAGUCCUAGUUGAUGGAGCUCAUAUACACCCCUUUCCCCUGAAACACACACAAGCUGUGACCAUUUUCCCAAGGGUCUCUGAGCAUUAAGACCUUUUCAUUAUUUUGUGCCACCAGGGGCACAAUAAUUUCUCUGAUUCUGAUUAUCCGAGUGUGACCCCCUCCCCAAGAGUUCCUGCAGCUAGUGUUGCCAGCUUUACCACUACCUGGGUAGGGGUCUACACUGGGAUUCCCACAGGCUAGGUACAACACUAUACACGUCAGCUAUUACAGCGACUGAAAUAAAUGCAACGCUUAACAAAGAGUUGCAGUUAGUUUCAGAGUGGGUGGCAAAGAAUAAGUUAGCCCUAAAUAUUUCUAAGACUAAAAGCAUUGUAUUUUGGACAAAACAUUCACUAAACACUAAAUCUCAACUAAAUCUUGUAAAAAAUAAUGUGGAAAUUGAGCAAGUUGAGAUGACUAAACUGCUUAGAGUAACCCUAGAUUGUAAAUCGGAGUAACCCUAGAUUGGCCUCUAGGCGUCACUGAACUGUCUCAUUACACACACCUGAUUACAAUUCCCCUGAUUAGUAAUUGCAUGUAGUAUGUGCUCCCUGUUCACCAUUGUGUUGUCAGUUAUUGUUCCCAUGUCAGUUGGUCUUGUGAGUACCUGUGCUUUGUUGUUUCGGCUUUCGUGUUUUGUGGUCUUGUUAUUACGGGUCAUGUCCCGUGUAUUGUUGUGCACUUGUUAUUACGGGUCUCGUCCCGUGUAUUUAUUAGAGGUUUAACCUCGCUCUUUUGUUUCGGUUAUAUCCCUGUGUUUUUGUAUACGUGUUUGUUUUGGACUUUGUACCCCGUGCCUUUCAUGGCAUGUUGUAUUUUUGGGUGGAGUAUUAAAAAAAACCUAUUACGUA
Molecule: messenger RNA, 6435 nt
Organism: Salvelinus fontinalis (brook trout)
Lineage: Eukaryota; Metazoa; Chordata; Actinopteri; Salmoniformes; Salmonidae
Product: zinc finger protein ZFPM2-like
Exons: 6
Coding region: 246-2510 (754 amino acids)
Biological process (GO): positive regulation of transcription by RNA polymerase II; cell differentiation; negative regulation of transcription by RNA polymerase II
Cellular component (GO): nucleus
Molecular function (GO): RNA polymerase II-specific DNA-binding transcription factor binding
Source: RefSeq, a predicted model, not a curated record